UUAGCCCAUCCCCUAUUUAACCUUUUUUUUUCCUCCAUUUCCUUCCACAUCAAACUCCAUCAUCAACUGUCUUAAAUGUUGGUAUUUGUCCUAUGGCCGCUGAACUUGGCCUUCUCUCCUUGACCCAGCUUCAAAAAUUGUCUCAAUCCCAACAAAAUCAACAUCAAUUAAACCCUAGUGCGUGGAUGUGGAACCAAAAGCAAGCCCAGCAGCAAGAAGACGACGAGUCAUGGGAGGUGAAAGCCUUUGCUGAAGACACUGGGAAUAUUUUGGGCACUACUUGGCCUCCUAGGUCUUACACUUGCACCUUUUGCAGAAGGGAAUUCCGGUCGGCUCAAGCCCUAGGCGGCCACAUGAACGUGCACCGCCGUGACCGUGCACGCCUCCACCAAGCGCAGCCUAAUUCUGGCAAUAUUCCAACCUCAUCGCCUAAUUCCAAUACCCCAUUUAUAAUCCCAACUCAAGAAUUCCUUGCAAAUGGUGGAGGGUUAUGCUUGCUCUACCAAUUGCCAAACUAUAACGCUGCUGCUUUCACUACUUCAACGCCAAUAAAUAGUACAACAUGUAUUGAUCAGUCACCUUCCACUCUCCUAUCUAUUUCACCCUAUGCAUCACCACCCACUAAUUUUCCAUUGGGGACACAACCAGGUACCAAUUCUUCUUCUUCUUAUUACUCGCCAACCACAGAUAAUUAUAACAAUAUUGAAGAUCUUGAUCUAGAACUUCGCUUGGGGCAAAGACCGAUGCCAUCAUAAUAAGCAAGACAACACAGUGUGUGAGGGUGUGUACUAGGUUUAUGCUUUGCAGUUUGAGGAAGAGAGUAGCACUGAGAUGUGUAAGAUACAGUCCUUUUUUUUUCAUAUUAUUUGAUGGUUCUUAUA
Messenger RNA from Quercus lobata, 881 nucleotides. RefSeq names its product C2H2 and C2HC zinc fingers superfamily protein. The transcript has a single exon. The record is from RefSeq and is a predicted model, not a curated record. Bases 93 to 755 code for a protein of 220 amino acids. NCBI's taxonomy places the organism in Eukaryota, Viridiplantae, Streptophyta, Magnoliopsida, Fagales, Fagaceae.